AUGCUGUCGCGCAGACUCGUGCGGGCGGUGGCGCCCUUGCGCUCGCCGGUGCUCCCCGCGGCGCGGCGUCUCCCUCUGAUCCAGCAAAGAACAUUCCUGCCCGAGGCCAUGGUCGGCAGGAGCAAGAUCGACGAGAAGUACCCCGACUCCGACUAUCCGACUCUCACAGACAAGGAGGACCCCGACAUGAACGGCGGCUACAUCAACCCUCCCCGCAUCAAGCGCCAGUUCCGCGACCCCCAUGCCGACUGGUGGGACAAGCAGGAGCGGAGGAACUUUGGCGAGCCCGUCCAUGAAGACCACGAUAUCCUCGGCAUGUUUUCGCCCUACGAGUACACAUGGAUCACUCCUGGCAAGGGCCUCUUCCAGAUCGGCCUUUUCAUUGCGUCCUUCUUGGGCCUGUGCUACGUCGUCAAGCUGACGUACCCCGACCGUGUCAGCUAUCCUCGCGAGUUUGAGGGCGGUCUGGAGAGAGAGCUAGGUGGCGCCGGCGCCGCGCGAAUGGAGGGUGACCCGGACCCUUUCUUGUGUCUCGAUGAUGAGAUCAUGUGGAUGGUGUCCCUGUACUGUCUGCCAGCAUCGAAGCUUAUUUCCAGCCCAGUUGCCCUCCAGGACAAGUCCACGUCUUCUGCUUCAGCCAUGCGCUACGACGACUGGGAUGUUAUUCUCUUCCCUACGGGACGCGACUCCAAGAUUCCGUUUAAGGAGUUCAAAGUUGCCUGUCAUGUCGUCCCAGAUAUUGAACUGGCACAUCUCCAUGGUGCCGUUGGAAGCCCGGUCAUGACCUGCUUCGUGCCGAGCCUGCCACCUGGAACCCCGUUUCAGGUGUCCAUCCAUUGCUGGCGCCGCCCCGAGAUCAGCCAGUUCGCGCGUACAUACAGCAAAAAUCCAGACUUGGUUAAGUUUGAAGCUCGCGUGACCCUUGAUGGUCGUUUGGUCGCGUCUGCUAUCUUGGAUCGAGAUGUUAACGGUCCCCAUCUCAUUACCAGCACCUUCGAGUUUACAAAGACGGGGGAGCUCGAGCGACUUACGUUUCCUGCUUUCCGACAAGAGAUUCUCCGCCAAAACCAUUGGCACCCUGGUGAUGACUUGGGCCGCAUCAAGGUGAUCAUUAGCGAAGGUUUCCCACGGGACUCGCUCACAGUUCCCAUCGAACGAGUCAAGAACAUUGUCACUUUCUCCUUCCAACAUGCCCCCCUGGGUAAGAUUCCCGGGAUUGCGUGGCCAAAUCCUGGCAUGUGGCGCCGUCCAACCCCCAAUCCCGCCGUCUCCGUGCCAACUUACUUCCCUGGUGAUGGAGCAGAGUCUCAUGCUCACUCUCCUGGGAAGAGGAGUUUGCUCCUCAAAGGCAUUAGGAACCACGGUUUUCCGAGCACUGUUAUUCCGGGCAGUAUCUUUCAUCACCAAUCCAACCCUGCUGGACUACUCAAUCCGCCCGGUUUUAAGGUGCCUCAUUUCAGCGCUAGUAACCCAUCGGUGCCGAAUAUCUUCUCGCCUCAUGAUCCGUUUGCGGAACCCACCUACCGCGACUGGAUGAGCUCCAUCACAAAUGUCCAAGCGGGAGACUUUUGGGAUGGAAGAACGACCUGGCCUAUCAAUCCACGGAACUUCCACAAGAGCGACACCAUCAUGGCCGACUGUCCAUCUCAAGGGGGUGACCCAAUGCAAAUCUCAGGAAGCAGUCUUGAGGAUGAUCCUUUGAGGCUAAAAGCGCCACAGAAUACUCCGACAGAAGGAGGAGAGGGACCAAAUCCUGGCGCGCAGUUUGCCCAUCCCAUUCCAUCUGAACUCACCGCCGACCUCGAAUCAGCCCUUUCGCAAUCUCUCCUCAACCAAGCACCCACCUCCGCAAUUUCGCAACGCAACUUUCCUAUGCCACAUUCAGAUGGAUUGUCACGCAAGGAAGGCCGACAGGUGUCUCUUGGCCAAGGCACAUCCGCCCAGAUGCCGUCAACCUCGUCGUCAAUGGAGGCCCGUAGACUUUCGCAGGCACUUUUUGGCAUGAACAAUCUGCCAAUCGAGGCUUCUGUUAACAACGGUGUUAGCGCGUCUGUAACCCCGCUUUUUGCUGCUAACCAACGAUCUGUGAACAACCCCUUGGUAGCAACGUUUGGCUCCGCUAUUCUCAGCCAAGGUUCAACCAACCCUAGUGGCACCGAGCAGUCCACUGAUACUACUGCUACUACUACUGCUGCUGCUGCUGCUGCGGUGACGGAUGUUCAAGUUGAACCUCCUGCCCCGACGAGCAAUGCCGCAAACGAGUCGGUAAUCAAUUUGACCAGCGGUACGUCCAGCACUAGCACCGUGCACGCGAAUGUUCCAACAUCCGUUUCGAAGCGCCCCAGGAACUUUACACCUGCGUCAGCGAGGGUGAUUGACGAGGAGGAUGAGCCUCGUCGGACCAGUCCCCAGGUGCAGGUUGGCGGUUUUGCAGAAACGACGAGUGUUGAGGAGAGUAUCCAGUAA
Messenger RNA from Thermochaetoides thermophila DSM 1495, 2466 nucleotides. Its product is annotated as NADH dehydrogenase (ubiquinone)-like protein. The transcript has 8 exons. Bases 1 to 2466 code for a protein of 821 amino acids. Gene Ontology annotation, cellular component: mitochondrion. Lineage: Eukaryota; Fungi; Ascomycota; Sordariomycetes; Sordariales; Chaetomiaceae. The record is from RefSeq and is a predicted model, not a curated record.